GUUGACAUCAUGGAAUGGCUAUGUCCCACAGAUUACAGUCAGCAGCAAAACGACUUUUUCGCGAACCGUUCAGGCGAUACCGGAGACUGGAUAUUUACAUCGUCUCAAUUCGCGGAAUGGGCACAAAAUUCUCCAAGCAUUUUGGUUUGUCCUGGUGAUCCUGGAGCGGGAAAGACAAUUAUGGCCGCGACAGUGAUCCGGCACUUGCUCGAGGAACACGAAGUUACCGCCAUCCCGACGAUUUAUGUGUACUUCAACUAUAAAAGUGAAGAUCAACAGGAUGUGAUGCACGUUUUAGGCGCUUUGGUUCGGCAGCUCGUGUACGCGAAAGGCGUAGUGCCAGAUACUCUUGCAAAGCUAUACAAUCAUUGUUCGAAGCGACAGACACGACCAACCCAACGGGAGAUUGAGAAUGAAUUGAUAUCCAUCAUCUCAAGCUUCAAGAAGGUGAAUGUUGUAAUUGACGCGCUGGACGAGUGUCACGAGCACAUCCGCAAAGACAUGAUUACCGCGAUCAAAAACAUCCACAAACCUACCAUCGCGCAUGUGCUCGUCACCUCGCGUCCCUUCCCACAUAUCCUGAACCAAUUUGAGGACUCGAUUCACCUCGAGAUUCGUGCUUCUGAUACCGACUUGAAUGCCUAUCUUCGAAUGCAAUUGUCGCAUGCCUCGAAGGCAGUGCAACGAAAGCUCGUCAACUCCAUUCUAGCUCAGAUCGAGACGCAAUGCGACCUGGACAUGAGCCUUUACAAUUAUGCGUACGAAAGUGCGAUGGAACGCAUCCUCGCGCAGACUCGCGAUACUCGAGUGCUUGCUUUGGAAGCACUCGCAUGGAUCACACACGCUCAGAGACCUUUGAUAUCUCUCGAGCUCGAACACGCGCUCGCGAUCGAGACUGACCUUGAUAUACAUGAGUUCGAUGAGCAAAACAUCGUGCCGCGCGAAGAGAUUAUCAGUUGCUGUGCAGGACUGAUCACGGAAGACUCAGAGUCUGGUACCAUUCGUCUGGUGCAUUAUACUACGCAAAAGUACCUGGAGCGUAAGCUGACCACAUUACCGGAUGCGCCUGCACCAAAUCCUGAAUACGCAAUCUCGAUCAAAUGUCUGCGGUAUCUGUCGUUCGAUGCACUGGUUAGUGGUCCAUGUGCUGAAACUGACGAAAUUGAUCAGAGGCUCGAGUGUCAUCCCUUCUUACACUAUGCUGCAAGCUACUGGGCCGUUCACAUUCGUUGUUCUGAAGACCAUGACCACACCCUGGAAGACGAUCAUCGCAUGACUGAGAUUGCAGUGUUGUUCCUGAAUCGCCCAGAACUCGUCGAAAGCGCGGUGCAGGCCGAGUUGUGGCGCAGACCAUGGUCAAAGAAAGGCUAUCAGGGAACGUGCGUACCUCAACUUCUGGCAGAGUCUGGCGUAUUGAGACUCUUCCGCUCUCUCAUAGCAAGAGGACUCGAUAUGGACUCCCGCGACGAGUGCGGUCAGACACCGCUAACUCGAGCCGUAGAGAACGGCCAUGCCCAACUUGUUGAAAUGCUUCUUGCCAAGGAGGCCGACGUGAAUACUCGCAAUCACAUCGGUGAGACGCCAUUAUUGCUAGCCAUUCGACUUGGCCAUACUAAGGUCGCCGAGCUCUUGCUUGCGAGGGACGAUAUCGACGUCAAUUGUGUUGGACGGGAUGGCCGUUCAGCUUUGUAUAUUGCUGCAAGCAAGAGUCACGUCGCGAUAGUAGAGCUGCUCCUCGCGAAUGAGGCUAUCGAUGUCAACUUGCGCCGCGGUCAAGACGAAACGGCACUAUCGCACGCCGUGAAGGCAGGCAAGACAGAGAUUGUCAAACUGAUU
Molecule: messenger RNA, 1836 nt
Organism: Dissoconium aciculare CBS 342.82
Lineage: Eukaryota; Fungi; Ascomycota; Dothideomycetes; Mycosphaerellales; Dissoconiaceae
Exons: 2
Molecular function (GO): protein binding
Source: RefSeq, a predicted model, not a curated record